Gadus macrocephalus (Pacific cod) is the source of this 905-nucleotide messenger RNA. RefSeq lists its product as uncharacterized. The record is from RefSeq and is a predicted model, not a curated record. NCBI's taxonomy places the organism in Eukaryota, Metazoa, Chordata, Actinopteri, Gadiformes, Gadidae. Bases 55 to 678 code for a protein of 207 amino acids. The transcript has 3 exons.
ACAAAAAAAUAAGUCUCUUAAUGUCUACAAAUUAACCUUAGAAUUCAAGAUAUCAUGAACUGUCCCUUUGUUCUAUUUAGAUCUGAGGAGCAGGCCAUUUUCAAUGACGUCUUCAUAGCAAAGGAUGAAGACGUCACACGAUUUGUCAACCAUGUUCACAGCACAACAAAACAUGUCUCCGGAAGAGGUGUUUGUGGCGGGGAAUGGUCGGCGGCUCGAGAGACGUCCCAAAAAUCAGCCAGCAAACUGGACGAGGAGGGACUGGAGCUGGCUGUUUGUCGUCAUGGAGUCCUCCUCUGUGCCCUCAACAUGUACAGGGGAGAAAUCUUUGCCUAUCCCCUUUUUCUCCAGGAAAAGCUGGCCAGUAGUAGGCCUACAUUCUUUUGCAUGGAUGUAGCCUGCAAGUACUGGCCAUACCUGCAGAAAAUCAUCAAAAGCUGCCCCGAGUUUCAACAUCUGCUGGAAAUGAAGCCCUUCCUCUCGGUGUUUCAUGCAAAAGCCCAUGAUUUUAAAUGUGAAAUCAAAUGGAGUGGAGCAUUCCUGGAGGGGGCUGGGUUAACACUUGGGGAGGAGGUGGAACAAGUGAAUGCCUUCGUCUCUAGGAUAGCAGUUACGACAAAGCACAUGUCAAAAGCAGGUGAGUUGGCGACAAGGUAUAAACUUUGGUUUAGGAAAUAGGCAAAAUAGUGAUAAGAUCAUAUUUUCUGUUGUAGGGCGUAACGACAUGUUAACACUCAUGGCCAUGCGGUGGAAUGAGCAGAUGAUGAAGAACUUGGCCACCUACCUGUCCCGCAGAUAUUUAAAAGUAUAUAUAUAUUUUUUAAGCUAUUUUUGGUAGUUAUGAGUUUAAUUUUUACUUAAUUAUUCCAAUGUCUCUGAUUGUUUGUAGACCACAAAAGCUCUCG